AUGGUUUCAUUGCAAGAUGAGCAGGUACCUAUAUCACACAACAUUUUCUGUCUUAUUGUUCACAUUGUUAAGGUACCAAUUGCAGUCCCCGUUACGCUCUUUGAAGCUAUAUGCUUAUGCAAAGGCACCAGGGUGAUUGCGUCCAAAGGAAAGGAAAUCACAAACUGGAAGUUGCAUCAGAUUUUUCUUUACUGCAGCUGUGGGAUAGUAGUUGGUACUUGGUAUGGUGGGUGGCCUACCCCUUUUUCUUGA
Prunus armeniaca (apricot) is the source of this 252-nucleotide messenger RNA. The record is from the annotation of a GenBank genome assembly. Lineage: Eukaryota; Viridiplantae; Streptophyta; Magnoliopsida; Rosales; Rosaceae.